AUGGGGAAUACUUGCAAGAGCUGCUGCGGAGAAGCCGCAGACUCCCAAUUGGAGAUCGAGACGCCAGAAAACGGUUCCAAGGCUGCAUCGCCGCCGGAAGAUUUGCCUAAACGCUACAGUCCUGAGUUCCUGGAGAGGCUUCACAAAGGCUUAACCAUCGGACUCAUUUUGCAGGACAAGUCGCGUCUCGACUGCAUGGUGAAGCUGACCGAAGGCAACUCCGCAAUUGAGUUGUCCUGCGAACGCAAAUCUCGAGUGGUAAAACUCUCGGGGAUUCGCAACAUUCUUUACACGGCAGAACAACUCAGGCGGGUGGACUGCUCGGCGGGGAUUUCCAAGAAUGACUUCUGCGUCGCCCUCCAUUUGGUCACUUCGGGGAAUUGCAUCCCUCUCUUUUUCUCGAAUCCUGAGGACCGUGACUGCUUCGUACUCGUUCUGCAGGAGCUGAGAAAUUCCUCUGCACCGCCUUCAGGCCCCCCUUCUUGA
Messenger RNA from Neospora caninum, 486 nucleotides. RefSeq lists its product as uncharacterized. The transcript has 2 exons. Bases 1 to 486 code for a protein of 161 amino acids. Lineage: Eukaryota; Apicomplexa; Conoidasida; Eucoccidiorida; Sarcocystidae. The record is from RefSeq and is a predicted model, not a curated record.